Messenger RNA from Vitrella brassicaformis, 1449 nucleotides. NCBI's taxonomy places the organism in Eukaryota, Vitrellaceae. The record is from the annotation of a GenBank genome assembly.
GCGACAUCCACUGGCAAAGCCGGAGAGACACUCCCGGCUUUGGUGUGCGCGAAAGCGGCAAGGGAGAAGGAAGGCCCUCGUGGUCAUGGGCGACACAGCAAUGACGUCCACCGACGAGACGAACACUGUAUCUAGUCUCGGUCAAUGUUGCCCCAUGAUGGUGGGUGGAUGGGUGGACGGGAUGGGGAGGUGGGAAGGAUGGGCGCAUCUUAAGGAUUCGCUGUAUGUUAACAAAUUGUCAUUGAUCCGGUGGGUAUGGUAGGGAUCAACUCUUCGCGAGGCCACCAACCGUCAAACAGACAGAGAGACAGAGAGACAGACAGACAGACAGACAGACAGAGAUAGUCGGUCGGAUGCAUGGGUGCACUGGGUGGAUGUCCCAUUCAUUCAUCGUUGCCUAGCUGCGCUUCAUAUUCUGCCGUCGCAUUAUACAAUUGUGUGGAAUGUCCGUGUCAGUCAGCAGAGGCACCGCAGACACAAACACACGCCACGUACACAUCGAUCUCAAGAUAGCUUGUACGUGUGCACACAUGUACACAGCAAAGACUGUACGAAUACAGACAGCAUCGAUCAGUGAGUGCUUCAUCGUCAUUCACUCUCAUUCUGACGUCAAUCAUAAUCAUGAUGAAACUGGCGAUGACUGUCCUGUUGCUCCUGUCUGUGUGUGUGGUGUCUCGCGCCACUGCGGCCGCCAACCCGCCCUUCAGCAUCACAGUCAACGGCGCCAAGAUCGGCAUCAACGAGGCCGGCGGAGCAGCACCGGACACCGAAAAGGCUAUCGCCGGUAUGCAAACACUGACGACACAUCCACCCAGCCAUCCAUCCACCAAGCCAUACAUCUGUCUGUGUGUCUCUCUCUGUUUCUCUCUGUGUGUGUAGAUGAGUUGGCGAGUGAGCCUGAGGAUUUGUAUGCGGAGAGUGCGGCCGACCGUCGCGCCAAAGAAGCCAUCAUCCAUGACAAAGAGGCACGCAAGGCAGACGCGGCCAGGGCACGCACCGCGGACUACAAGCGCAAGGCAAUCGCACUCGAGCACCAGCUCGAGGCCGACAAGCAGAUGCACGACAAACAACUGGCCGCUGAGGUCACACACAUGGACAGAUACACACAGACAGUCAGCCGUCAUCCAUCUGUGUCUCUGUGUGUGUGUGUGUGUGUGGUUUAGAAGGAGAAGACGCGUGAAGAGGAGCGCGUGUUGGCAGCUCACGACGCCAGCCUCAAGGCGCAACUCAGGAAGGAGGAACAGCACAUCAAAGACAUAAUCCAGGUGAACAAACAAAUCACACACAGGAGAGAGAGUGAGACACAAUUAUGCAUCGCCGUGUGUCUGUCUGUGUGUGUAGGCUGAGGAUGAAGAGGCGGCAGAGGAGGAGCAGGCACAGAUAGAGGAACAGGCCGCCAGAAAGAAGGAACAGCAACUCAAAAGGAAAGAGGUGAAUGACAUGUCAUAG